This is a messenger RNA of Cololabis saira (Pacific saury), 727 nucleotides long. RefSeq lists its product as uncharacterized. Gene Ontology annotation, biological process: response to bacterium. NCBI's taxonomy places the organism in Eukaryota, Metazoa, Chordata, Actinopteri, Beloniformes, Belonidae. The coding region runs from base 13 to 699 and encodes 228 amino acids. The transcript has 4 exons. The record is from RefSeq and is a predicted model, not a curated record.
UGCGGUUGUUAUAUGAUUUCUGGAUCAGUCUUGAAGAUGACAGUCCAACCUGGAGACAACAUUACUCUCUACUGUGACUGCAAACUGUCAACUGGAAUAUCCAUAGUCUGGUUCAGGAACUGCUCCCAUGAGAAUCAGCCUCCUCUUGUUAUUACGUUUCAUAGUUUUUACUCUUCAUAUGCCUUAGGAAACCCAACAAAACUUCCUCGUUUUGAUUUUGUUAAGAACUCGUCCUCUGAUUCAUAUGACCUGUUAAUCAUGAAUGCCUCUGCUUCUGAUGAGGGGUCCUACUACUGUGGAACCAGGGGGAUGAAAUUGGUUGGUGAAAAACAACUUACUAAAAAGGAUAUUUAUGUAUACAGCAACGUCACAACUAAAAUCACAGUUGAGGUUAAGACCACUCUGGAGGACUGUAGUUUCUGCUGGAAGCUGCUCUUCUAUCUAUGCCCAGCUGUUUCAGUUCUCUCCGCUCUCAUCUCGUCUCUUCUAGUUCACAGGCUUUGCCAAAAAACAGCAAAAAAAUCUCACAACAAUGAAAGGAAACAUGAGGCAAGAAGUCAAACAAGGAAAACACAGGCUGAAGACGUGUGUUAUGCUGCCCUGGAAACCCAGCAAUCAUCACACAGACCAAAGAAGAAAAGGUUGACGCAAAGUUCAGACUUCAGUUUAUAUUCUGCCAUCAGAACCUCUCGGGUGUAGAGGUUCAAAUUUAACUCAGACAUGCAGA